UUCCAGAUUAAGAAGAGUUUGACGAAAAGAUAUCCUGUCCACAACUCAUAAGAUGUGACCAUCGCCAUGGCAGCCACAGACGGCCAAGUGGUGGUAGCUGCAUCACGCUGGUGCGACGAGGGUCAAUACCUCCGCGAGUUCGCUUCCAAAAAUCGUCUCCCCACCGUUGCGAAGAUCAUCAAAGGCCAAUAUGGAGGUCUUGGUGUUCCGACGUUACCAAGUCCAGGCUUACAAAGCUCAGCGCUACUCAUAUCAGCGGGAAAAAGAAAGAAGAUAAUCGCCCAAGCUAUUAAACUUAAAGAAGGAAGGCGCAUGGUUAGUGUGGGCCCUAGAAUUGCAAUCCCAGAUUCUUACAAAGGCUACUUUGAAUUGCUUAGUGAAGAAGGACGUGCUGUUAGGUGUAUUGAAUCAGUGUCUGAGCUGGCAAGAAGAAAAUUGGAAGAUGGGUGCUUAGUAAGAGAGUCUAUGAGGGUAAUUUGUGCAAAAUUAGAUCUAGACGGAAAUAUAACAGCUGAUGGAGCAAGAAAUUUGGCGGCUGGAGAAGUUAUUAUGCCAAGAGGAGAAGCUAUCUUAGGGAAAAGCAAGUACUUGAAAUGUACUGAUACGAAAGGUGAUACAAUAUUGUUGGGAUUAGACCAGAGAGGGAAAUUUUCAGCUGUAGCCAAAGAGGAGAACAUCAGCGGCGUGCAUACAGCUAAGACUUUGUUAACUAAACGGUUGCCUAUUACAGUGAGAUUGGUGCAUGGAACUCCGCCGCGAGGAUUGAAAAGUCAAAAUCAUUUCGUGCCUGAACUAAGAUUGUUAUCAAUGUUCGAAGAAGAUCAUGUUUUCGCUUUACCAUUGCAAAAAGAAGGUAAUGCAUUAGUUGCUCUGCCUUUAGCAGCUCCUCUAAAAAUGCAGAAAUGUAAAAACGAGGAACAAAUCAAAAAUUUCAUGGAGUUUUCAAGGCUAGUGGAAAAGUGCAAUCGUUUGCUUGUGGACGUUGUCGAUAGGAUUCAUAUUCUGGAUGGCAAACUUGGCGACCCCAAAAGGCUUUUAAAUGCUCCCAUGCAUGCACCCCCAUUAGUCAAAACUGGUUACUUUUUGAGAAGAAGCGCUUCCUCGGAUACCGCUAAUCAGCACAAACAUCUAUCUAGACACAACCAUAUUUACAGCAGCCAUAGAGACGAGAAUAGCAUUCCAGAUGAAUAUGACGAAAUCGAUCAAAUCUACGACUAUGUUAGAGGGUUCGCUCCGUUACCCAAAAACUUGAAAGCAUCAUAUUCAAAUGAACCAAUUUCAAAGCAUGAGUCUGCCCCAUCAUCUCCUGCACCGACACCAAUCCACAUGCCUCUAAUUACGGAAAUAAAGCCUGAACCUCCUCCAAUAGAAACCAUACCAACCAAAAAGCUUCUGAACCCUCCAAAAGCAGAAAAACGGUCUCGAAAAUCAACAGUAAAAGAAACGCCAGUCACAGUUUACAAAGACAAAUCGUCCGUCAUACCACCAGCAAAUCUACCCAAAUUGUAUGUUAAAAAUAGUGUGAAUAAUGGUAAAAGUAGGAUGGUUUUUCGUCAGACAAGCCACUCUCCUACUAAAGAAGCACCUAGUCCUAUAGCUAGUCCAGUGAGGCCUAUCAAAGGUGAUUCUCCGAUCUUCAAUAUAAGAUAUAAGAGUCUUUCAAAUAUCCAUCAGGCAAUGGAGUUAGAUGGGACAUUGGAUUCGAGUCAUUCUGGCGGGCGUACAUCGGGUGAUUCCGGGAAUGGGCCGAAAUUACCCGAGAAACGAUCAAGAAAGCUAAGCAGACCGAAAUCUUUGACGAAUUUGGUGUGGGAGUUGAAAGGAUGUCCAGUAGAGACGAACGAGAAACCAAAAUCUAGGUCCAAAACUGAGAGCUACAAGAAGCUUGGCAAUAAAUUAUCACUUGGUGCACAGAAGAGGGUGCCGACACUCUAUCUUUAAGG
Hyposmocoma kahamanoa is the source of this 1943-nucleotide messenger RNA. RefSeq lists its product as uncharacterized. The transcript is spliced from 2 exons. NCBI's taxonomy places the organism in Eukaryota, Metazoa, Arthropoda, Insecta, Lepidoptera, Cosmopterigidae. The coding region runs from base 67 to 1941 and encodes 624 amino acids. The record is from RefSeq and is a predicted model, not a curated record.